Messenger RNA from Penicillium longicatenatum, 510 nucleotides. Its product is annotated as SET domain-containing protein. The transcript has 2 exons. Lineage: Eukaryota; Fungi; Ascomycota; Eurotiomycetes; Eurotiales; Aspergillaceae. Bases 1 to 510 code for a protein of 169 amino acids. The record is from RefSeq and is a predicted model, not a curated record. Gene Ontology annotation, molecular function: protein binding.
AUGGAUUUAACUCAGAAUGAGUUUAUCGAAGUGGCAGACGCAGGACGCAAAGGCAAGGGUGUGUCUGCGAAAGUGAAUAUACCUCUUGGCACGCGCGUUAUGUCCGAGCCCGCCCUCAUCGAACUUCAGCUUGACGAUAACGGAGGCUUUACCUCGAUGCAAAUUUUACAAGCAUUCGCACUUCUUACGCCUUCUCAACAAGUUUCAUUUCUUGAGCUCAGUGGAUUUGGGUGUCCAGCAUUGAAGGCUUCCGUCUCGGAAGAAUUCCAAAACAUUUGGGAAAAUAUUCCGGAGCUGCAGCGCGACGUGAUUUCUAUUUUCAGAAAAAAUACCUUCGAUGGCAUGCUUUUCUUGACCGGUUCUCGCAUCAACCACUCCUGCAUUCCGAAUCUCAUCUUCGCAUACAACCCCAUAAUCGGGAAAGAGACAUUUCACGCUAUACGCGACAUUGCGGCAGGUGAAGAACUCACCAUUAUGUACAUCGACGGUGUCAAUCGCCCCCGAAAGUGA